CGUCAUUAGGUAGGCGAGAAGAGCGGUGAUAACAGUAUGUCAGAGAGCGGAUUGUGUGGAAAAGAUGCGUUCUCGAUAAUUCUCAAUAGUAUUCUGUUGCUACAAAUAGUUCAAUAAACGAUCGAUAAAAAGGAAAUACAAAACGUUUCCAAAUUAGAACAAAUUACAGUUGACUUUUAAGAUGGCCGCAGAGCGAUUUCAGCAAAUUGGACCACCAAGAGUCUAGAUAUCAUGGAAUCAACACAUAAAAUUCGAGAGCAGAAAACGCAGAAAACCAAUCGAGAAAACAUCGGGUCGAAAUCAAUCGUCACUGUUCGGUAAAAAUCGUGUACUACAAAGGUGUGGAAUAAUCAGAACUGCUACACUUCCAACGAUAAAUUCUUGGCCUUUCAUCCUUUGUCAUUCGUAUCCAGCCCAAAGCACGUCGAAAACAUGUUGGCCGGAAUAAAGAAUUUUUUCUAUCGUCAUCGGAGAAAGUUUAUCACGACCGGUGCUAUAUUGGGAGGUGGUGUUUUCCUUAUCAAAAUUAUCCAGUACAAAUUGCGACAGUUCCAGGAACAGCAGGCGAAAGAAAUAGCGGAACGCUUCAAGCGGAUGCAGCACUUUGAAUCCACAGAGAGGACAUGCAAUCAAACCAUUGUGGGCCUAUCGCCGACUGUGUCGGAGAAAGUGCAGAAGGAAUUGAACACGUCAGAAAUCCUGGAAAAACUUCGAUCAAAUCCGGAGAAUAAGCUGGAAUUAUGGGAAGAGCUGAAGGUUCUGGCGUUUGCCAAGAUCGUAACGUUAGUGUACGCAUCAUCCAUGCUGGCAGUAACGUUGAAAACACAGAUCAACUUGCUGGGUGGAUAUUUGUACAAGGACACAGUAGAACCGGUGGACAAGCAGGUGUCGGUCGACAUACAAACCGCAUAUCUGUCAAUGAUCCAAUACUUUAUGGCCGAUGGACAGGACAAGUUGAUAAAACUUAUAAAAAAUAACGUGGAAAUUGUGAUGCGAAGGUACAGCCUGAAGCAACAAUUGACACUCGCAGACGCUGAGACGCUUUUCUGGUCGAUUCAGUUGGCUCUAAAUAAUGACGAGCUCAGUCCAAUCAAGAAUAUAGCUAAAUUUGCUUUACCUCGAGAGGUCAACCGGAGUGAUAUUUUAAGUAAAAUGUACGAUGAAACGUUGGAUGUGUUGGAAAACACAGAAGUGGCAGACGUUUGUCUUUCCAACGUGUCAAGCGGCUUUUCUCUGAUUGUAGAUGAAUUGGCCGAAUACUAUUCGGAGGCUGAUCCAGGGCCAUCGCAGGAAAAGUCAAAAUCGGCGCUCAACGUGGAUUCACUAUCAAAUAUAAACGAAAUAAAAAUUUCACUCGCGAAAUUAAUUCCAAUCGUGAACGGACUCUCCACCCAUCACCUUGGCCACACAGCAGGAUCUAGUAGUAACGGUUUGAACGGUAUGGAUAAUCGGAAUGGUGACAUGAUGUCCUCACUUGUGGCACGGUUUAUGCAAUCGGAAAAACUGAAAACCCUCGGCACCAACGUUUACGAAACGUUCUGCCUGUGAAGUUCGAGCACUAUCAUUAUUCUGUACACACAUUCGGAGUUUCAUCCGGAGAUUCACAUUCGUGCAUUAGGAUUAAGGCUGUAGGUUUUGUUCAUAUAUACUUAUAUUUCCAGGGUGUGUAAAGUUUAAGUGGAAACAUUUUAAUCGCAGAUAAAUGCUAAGGUUUAUAAUGAUGUAUGGAAAAAUAAUUAAAAUAAAAA
Molecule: messenger RNA, 1748 nt
Organism: Toxorhynchites rutilus septentrionalis
Lineage: Eukaryota; Metazoa; Arthropoda; Insecta; Diptera; Culicidae
Gene: Pex3
Product: peroxisomal biogenesis factor 3
Exons: 1
Coding region: 433-1548 (371 amino acids)
Biological process (GO): protein import into peroxisome membrane
Cellular component (GO): peroxisomal membrane
Molecular function (GO): protein-macromolecule adaptor activity
Source: RefSeq, a predicted model, not a curated record